This is a messenger RNA of Trichoderma virens Gv29-8, 1246 nucleotides long. RefSeq lists its product as uncharacterized. NCBI's taxonomy places the organism in Eukaryota, Fungi, Ascomycota, Sordariomycetes, Hypocreales, Hypocreaceae. The coding region runs from base 1 to 1131 and encodes 376 amino acids. The transcript has a single exon. The record is from RefSeq and is a predicted model, not a curated record.
AUGCCUUCCCACAGCUUCAGCUCGUCCAAGUGGCUCGCGCCGCCCAUCCAGACCGCAUCCUUCAAAUCGCUCCUCGUCAUCCCCAUUCUCCUCUCCAUCGCCACCUUUGCAGCUCUCUUCACCCAUUCUGACGUCGACAUUGCUCUUCUGUGGUCGCAAUGCCACUCACGCGCCCGCAUCCCCGGCCUCAGCCAUAUCCCGCUGAUUGGCACGCCGAGCUGCUUCCUCGUCAGCUUCUUCCAGUGCGCGCUGGAUUCGCUGCGAUCCAAGGCCGUCAUGGGUGUGAUUCUGGCCUAUGUCGGUGCUCUGGCGACUGUGUGCACCGUGGAGUCGGCCAGACGCUGCAACAGGUCUAAUACACUCAUUGCGAAGCCCACGCUGUGGUGGCUGCUGUUCAACUUGCUGGGAGGUGCCAUGGUCUGGCAGCUGGUGAUUGUGCCGGCGUUUCUGCACCGGGCCAAGGCGCUGGUGCUGGCGGAGGAGCAGAGCCGGGGAACUGGUCAUGAGGAUUCGACCGUAGCUGCGGCUGCACCUGAAGAUGCCAGCGAGGAGGGCCGCACGCUGCCAGACUCCGAGGCCGUGGCCAUCCCUAUUGCCGUUGCCGCUGGCUAUUUCUUGCCCUCGAUUCUCAUGCUCGUCUUCAACUCUCCGGCCACCAUCACUGUCUGGCUCUUCUUCCCUCUCUACGUAUCUCUCGUUCGUCAGGGCGUUCGUUACAUUGUUGAGAGAAUCCGCCGUGUCAGCCCAACCAGCAUCCAUCACGAAUCUCACUGGCAGUGUGUGGCUCUUGUCUACGCCUUGCCCAUUGUGCUGUCCGUCGCUGCGCACAUCUUCGUCCUCUGGAACCUUGCUCAGGGCGACGACCGCAAGAAGAUGACCAAGCUGACGGUGAGCUUCAUCGAAAUCGACAUUCAGUUUAUUGCCUGGACCGUCUUGUAUUGGGUCUUUGUAGAGGCAGGGUGGAGGGUGCCGCUGAGCAUGAUUGCAACAUCCAUUCUUGCCGGACCCGGUGCGGGAACUAUUUUCGGGUGGCUAUAUCGUGAGAGGCUGGUCAAGAAUGGUUUUGCCGACCUGUUUUCCAUUAUCGAGGACGAGGACAAUGCAGCAGAGGAGAGGCCCUUGUUGGGAUGAGCCGUAUUUGGAGUGAGAGAUUAUGUAGCUAGGCAACAUGAUUGCGCAGAUGCUCUAGAUGAGAUACCCCGAAUGAUUUCUUGUUUCAAUACAAUAUCUAGCAGUCAUGAAUCGC